Entamoeba histolytica HM-1:IMSS is the source of this 645-nucleotide messenger RNA. RefSeq lists its product as uncharacterized. The coding region runs from base 1 to 645 and encodes 214 amino acids. NCBI's taxonomy places the organism in Eukaryota, Evosea, Mastigamoebida, Endamoebidae. The record is from RefSeq and is a predicted model, not a curated record. The transcript is spliced from 2 exons.
AUGAAGAAGAAGAAGAAGAAAAACAUAUUAAACAAGAACAAUCAAGACAUUGAAAAUAAACAAAGAGAAAUUACAUUAACAGAUGUAAAUAAUAAUCAUCAUAUUAAAAUAGAGAAAAAAAGAGGAGAAGGAGAAAAUGAAAAGAAAAAAGAACAACACCACAAAAAAUUAAAUAUUGAUUUAAGUAAACCAAAAGAAGUUAAAAAAAAGGAAAUUCUACCAUCUCUUUUAUGUGAAAAAGAAAACAAAAAGAAAAGAAUUAAAAGUACUACGGCAGAUAAAGUUGGAACGUAUCAUAAAAUAAAUAGAAAAGAUUCUCUCAAUGAAAUAACUCCAAAAAUUAAUCAACCAAGCAAAAUAUCUAUUAUUGAAGAUUCAAAACAAAAUAAUUUACAACCAGAUGAUGUUCUUAUUAAAGAAGAAUUAAAAACAAAUAACACUCAAUUCCAAAGAAAAAAAAAUAAUAAAAAGAAUAAUAAGAAGAAUAAAAUUCUUAUCCAAGAAGAUACUAAUGAACAAAACACUAUUUCAAUACUUUUUUUAGAACAUCCAUUUGUUUCUAUAAUAUUACUUACUGUAACAUUGAUUCUUAUAGGACUUAUAAUGAUGUGGUGGAGUUCUGACUAUGACGAUGAAUCAUUCUAA